CAGUUGGAAAGUAAAUCAAGAUGGUAGAAUUAAACAGAUCAUACUAAGCCGGUAUUAAAAAUAUGCAAAUAACAAUGAACACUGGCAUAUUUAACAAUUACAACAAAGUUUUUAUUGUAAAAACCGUAAGUGGAAUAGCCGAGCAAAUGGCCAUGUGGCACACCGACGAUAAAAUCCGGCAUUAAAUUGAACGAAUUCGAAAUCUAAUUUUUAAUUAAAUAAACGUUUAUUUGACACAGGUUUCGGUUUUAAAAAUGUAUCCGACAACGAUUUUAAAACAAUAUAACUAGAAGAAUAUUUCUUUUAAGAAACAUUAAAUGUGAAAGUGAAUAUGUAGGCUAACCAAAGAUUGUUUUUACAUAAACGAUGGGACUUAAAAUAAUAGAGAACUUUUUGAAAAUUGACACGCGUAUGAAUACAUAAACAAAAAAACUGACAACAAAUAUAUUUUUAUCUUUACUCGUUGCGUAUUUCAAGGAAAUUUGUGCGAAGAUGGCGCGAAAGAGUGUUAGCCACAUUGCCAGCAACCCGUUGUCAUCGGCACGAGCAACGACAUUUUUUUAUUCCCGACGUUUAGUUAACACUGUCGUAUCAAUACAAACCAGUUGGUGUUUCACUGUCGAAUUCUUAAUUUUCCUUUGCUCGUUCAGACAAUUAGCACCAUUAGUUUUCACCGAAAUCGAGAACAGCUCGAGAUACUCACAUGUGAUCAAAAUGGAUACUCUAACCAGAAGAUCUUGUUGCGCCUGCGCGCCACGAUGAACGAAAGAGGGGUCUACCAAGCUGAAAGCAAGGACUCUAAGCUUCUAUGACCGAGCUUGGCAUCUAUAGGCUUCCGUGAAGUGUUCAAAAAUCUUCCAGAUAGUUAAGCUACAAAUAAAGGCGUGUUGUUGAAUAUUUUGAAGAUACAAUUAUUAAAAUUUACUUCUUAUAUGUAUAUAUUUGAUCAUUGUCAAAGCACAUAGAAGACAAAUAAUUAAAUUAAUGGAAAAUAUGACUAAUGACACAGAAACAAAUCACAGUCAGUAUCCUUGCAAUUUUAAAUUCCAUAAAUUCGUGGAUGAAGAGGUUAGAAUUAGUUGUCACAUUAUAAGAAUGGAAGACAGCUUAUAUUUAUGGGUUGGAGAUGCUAAACAUUCUGCCAUGAAUAAUCUUGCUUUUGCGCUUAGAUCGAAUUAUGAAUCAGUACCGAUUGCUACAAAGAUAAUGGGUGCAGUGGCAGAUGAAACUUCCACUAACAUAGCUAAACGUUUAACAAAAAAAUUGGGAAAACCUGUAUAUGUUAGUUUUAAUUUACAGGCUGAUAGAAUAUUAUUGCCUCAGAUCGAGCAGAGAAUACAUCAAGAAUUUAAAACAAAUGAAGAACUAACAAUAUUUUGAUAAAUUUUUAUAUUUCAUCUCAGAUAUCUUGUAGCUUUUCAAUAAUACUACUGUGUACUAUAAAAUUUAUGUAUAUUGUAUGGCUAUAUGUACGAAAUUUAAUUUUAUAAUAAAUUAAAUGGAUCAUGUUAAUAUAAUACAUUAAGUAAUAUUUAUUUUAUACGUAUUGGUACUAUAAAU
This is a messenger RNA of Vespa velutina, 1560 nucleotides long. Its product is annotated as proteasome assembly chaperone 4-like. The record is from RefSeq and is a predicted model, not a curated record. The transcript is spliced from 2 exons. Bases 985 to 1380 code for a protein of 131 amino acids. Gene Ontology annotation, biological process: proteasome assembly. NCBI's taxonomy places the organism in Eukaryota, Metazoa, Arthropoda, Insecta, Hymenoptera, Vespidae.